CUUCUCUCUCUUUCUUAAGUGCUUCAGUCACUUUCUGGGCUGCCCGGUAGCGCCCCUGGACAACCUUCGUUCUUUGUUAUCCAACUGGCGUUCCAGCAGGCUUUUCUUUUCAUCUUGGCAACAGAAUUUCUGGGUUCAUAAUGCGGUCUGUAUUGUCAAUUCUCGCUCUGGCGUCCCCUCUUUUGGUUCAAAGCGCCCCAGUGAGACGGGUCGCUAACUCGACGGAUGUCAAGAUCUUUCAGUUUGCGGGUGCCCUGGAGCAGCUCGCAAAUACGUUCUACGAGCAAGCGCUCUCCAAGUUUCAGGCCUCCGAUUUCCUCGAAGCUGGCUAUUCGGACGUGUCCGUGCCUCUUCAGCAAAUCCAGGCGAUGUGGAGUAACGAGGCGACUCAGCUUUCCGUGAUCAAUUCGACCCUUGAAUCGCUGGGAGCCUCCCCGAUUACGGGAUGUCAAUUUGACCUCACCGAUGCGCUUGCAAACGUCUCGUCCAUGGCCUCGGCAGCUCGCGUCAUGGAAAACUUGGGGACCUCGGCAUACCUGGGCGCCGUUAGCAUGAUUUCUGACCCUUCCCUAUUGACCGCGGCUGCAUCCAUGAUGUCCGUCAAAGCGCGACAGCAGACAGUGUUGAACGUCUUGAAUCAAGGCUCGGCAGUUCCGCAGGCCUUCGAUAUCGCUCUUAACCCCAGCCAGGUGCUUGCAGUUGCUGGGUCUUUCAUAUCGGGGUGCCAGAUGCCUUUCACUGCCAAUGCCGCACUUUCUGUUACCAAUACCGCCCCUGCUCAGCCUGGAACUGUCUUGUCCUUCGCUUCCGCAGCCUUGAACGGCUCAACAAGCACCACUAACUUUGCGUGCCAAAUGCUCUUCGGUGGUGCAGCGUUCUCCAUAUCGCAGCCAUUGAACAACUGCGUCGUCCCUAGUGGAAUUAAUGGUCCUGUCGCUGUCUUCGUCACGUCGGAUGACCAACCCAUCGAUGCUAACAUCCGUGAACAAAACGAUAACACCCUCGUCGCGGGCCCUGCCAUGGUCUUCGUUGACACCAUGUCGGAUGCGCUGGCACAGGCUGCCAAGGGCUCAGUGUCUUCGAGUAGCAACAGCACCUCUAGCGGAAGCUCUUCGGGCAGUGGUAGUAGCACUUCCAACAGUACCUCCAGCGGCACCUCCGCAUCGUCAGACAGCGCUGCAACGAGCACCGCUAUUACUGUCAGCUCGUCUGCGCUUUCUAGCUCUGUUGCAAGCGCCAGCAGCACACUUGCUAGUAGUUCCACCGUGCUCUCGAGCUCCAUCGCGAGCGCCAGUGCCGUCACCUCGAGCCUCAUAUCCAGCGCCAGCGCCAGUACGAGUGUUGUUGCCACUGCUACCGCGAGCGCCGCCAGUACAGCCGUCGCUAGCGCCACGGAUACUCAGUCUAGUGCAGUCACCACCAUAAUAUCGCCUUCGCAAGCCAGUGCAAUCCUCUCGGUUGCGAGUGCAGAGGCUGCGUCUGCCACCGUCACUGCCGGCGUUGCUUCCAGCGCAGUCGCAAGUGCGAGUGCGUAA
Molecule: messenger RNA, 1535 nt
Organism: Postia placenta MAD-698-R-SB12
Lineage: Eukaryota; Fungi; Basidiomycota; Agaricomycetes; Polyporales; Adustoporiaceae
Exons: 6
Coding region: 141-1535 (464 amino acids)
Source: RefSeq, a predicted model, not a curated record